GUCCGUAAGGCAGCUGUGUUCUCCUAUCUUUCUAUCUCUAUCAGUUCUCUUCUCUCGAUGGUUUUGAGUUGCUUCAGAGAUAUUUUUUCUAUAAUUUCGUAGUAAUUUCCAUCCAUGGCGACUCUCGCCCCAAGCUCGUCACCUCCAUGGCCACAACCGGAUUCAAAUCCUAAACCUAAUUUUAAUUCCAAUUCGAAUUUUCUCACUGCUUCUCCAGAGGAACGUGCCACGAUGUCUGAAGAAUCUCAGAUUGAACGUGAGCCUUCUUCGAAUCUGGAACAACGAAGAGAUGAAGAUGAUGAGCAUGUCGGAGACGGAGAUGGAGAUGAAGACUCGGAAGCUCCUUCCAAUUUCAAUUUCCCUUCUUCAAACUCUCCUUUCAUUCCAAACCCUAGCGCCAACCCUAAUCUUAAUGACAAUCUUUCUCCUUCGCCGGCUUCCGUUCCCACGCUUCUUCACCUUUCCUUCAAUCAAGACCAUGGUUGUUUUGCCACGGGAACAGAUCAUGGCUUCCGUAUCUACAAUUGCGAUCCUUUCCGGGAAAUCUUCCGGAGAGAUUUCGAUCAUGGAGGUGGUAUCGGUGUUGUGGAGAUGCUCUUUAGAUGCAAUAUUCUUGCUCUUGUAGGGGGUGGACCUGAUCCGCAGUACCCGAUCAACAAGGUCAUGAUUUGGGAUGAUCACCAGAGCCGUUGCAUCGGCGAGUUGUCAUUUAGAUCUGAAGUCCGCGCUGUACGACUUCGGCGUGAUCGUAUUGUUGUGGUUUUGGAACAGAAGAUAUUUGUUUAUAAUUUCGCGGACCUGAAGCUGUUGCACCAAAUUGAAACCAUUGCCAAUCCCAAGGGGCUUUGUGCGGUGUCACAGGUGUCUGGUUCACUUGUCUUGGUUUGUCCUGGGCUGCAGAAGGGUCAGGUUAGGGUUGAGCAUUAUGCGUCUAAGAGAACAAAGUUCAUCACGGCUCAUGACUCAAGGAUCGCCUGUUUCGCACUCACCCAGGAUGGUAAAUUGCUCGCUACAGCCAGCACCAAGGGCACUCUGGUUCGGAUUUACAAUACGUUGGAUGGGACUCUUCUUCAAGAGGUUCGUAGGGGUGCUGAUAGAGCAGAAAUCUAUAGUCUGGCUUUCUCUUCUUCUGCAGAGUGGCUAGCUGUGUCAAGUGACAAGGGAACUGUUCAUGUCUUCAAUCUCAAAGUUAAUUCAGGAUCUUCAGGAAAUGAACUUACACGCACUGCAUCUGGUCCCAUUAAUGCUGCUGGAUCAAGUGGUUCAUCACUUUCUUUCAUUAAAGGGGUUCUGCCAAAGUAUUUUAGCUCAGAAUGGUCAGUUGCGCAAUUUCGUCUACAUGAAGGUUCUCCGUACAUUGUUGCUUUUGGCCAUCAAAAGAAUACAGUUGUUAUACUCGGCAUGGAUGGAAGCUUCUAUCGUUGUCAGUUUGAUCCGGCGACUGGUGGGGAAAUGAGUCAACUGGAAUAUUACAACUUCUUGAAGCCAGAAGAUACUUUCUAGACUAAAGCUGAAGACAUGUCUUAUUUUCUAAUUUUGGCUUCUCCUCUAGUUUUUUAUGAUAACUUAUGAAAAUUUCUUUUUGGGACUAAAUAAAUUGUAAAUAUCUUAGUAUAAAUGGCAUCUGUAGAUAGUACCUGUGAAUAUAGGCCAAAAAAAGAAAAAAAAAUGGUAUACCAAUAAGUAUUUAUUAUUUAUGAAGGACAUGCUUGUAUAUUGUAUAUUUGGACCUUGUUUACCCUGAUUAACCAUCCAAAUGAAACUGUGUUUCCUGGGAUUA
Macadamia integrifolia is the source of this 1780-nucleotide messenger RNA. Its product is annotated as autophagy-related protein 18a-like. The coding region runs from base 115 to 1503 and encodes 462 amino acids. Gene Ontology annotation, biological process: autophagy of mitochondrion; nucleophagy; protein localization to phagophore assembly site. NCBI's taxonomy places the organism in Eukaryota, Viridiplantae, Streptophyta, Magnoliopsida, Proteales, Proteaceae. Gene Ontology annotation, cellular component: phagophore assembly site membrane; extrinsic component of membrane; cytosol. The record is from RefSeq and is a predicted model, not a curated record. Gene Ontology annotation, molecular function: phosphatidylinositol-3,5-bisphosphate binding; phosphatidylinositol-3-phosphate binding; protein binding. The transcript is spliced from 4 exons.